This is a messenger RNA of Notodromas monacha, 4616 nucleotides long. The record is from the annotation of a GenBank genome assembly. NCBI's taxonomy places the organism in Eukaryota, Metazoa, Arthropoda, Ostracoda, Podocopida, Cyprididae.
UUCAUCAGAAGGCAAUGUGGAAGUGAAUGUAUGAGCAUGAACUUGCCAUCAUUGAUUGUGUGUGGAUUCCAGUCGAUUCUCUCACGAUAUCGCUCAUCUUGGAUUCGCACUAGUGCCGGCGUGGUCAUACCCUCUCAACGGGUUCCCCUGCCCAAGAAACCCGGAGCAACCCGUCUCAGUCUGCCCCUGCCAUCUCAAGCGCUCGCACGCUGCAGCAAGUCGUGUGAAACCCAACACCCGAAUAAAGGCCGCGGUUUUUCUCCGUUUGUAGUGGAAUUCUGAAAGUUCGUUGCUGUGGGUGUUCCGGAACGAACCCAAUAUGGAGUGUAGCAUUGAUGAUGACUCCAUCAUCGUGGAUGCUGCAGCAUUACAAUAAUGUGUGCUCCGAGAUGAAAGUGUCGUGAACUUCGGAAUUCCGGGAUCGGUUCUGAAGCAUGAUGGCGAGACAAGCUGUGGCGCACAAUGGAGACGAGAUCCUGCCCUACAACCCGGUGCCCCAUCAGUCAUCGAACCCAUCAGCAGUAGCCGUGAAGCCCAGACUGGACCUGAAGCCGUAUGCACAGCAGUGCAAAACAAAGUCCCGGAAACUGGGCAAUGCCCGGGUUUGGAUGGAGAGCUCCUUUGUGGGUACGCAGCCGAUUUUGAGUCCGGAAACCCCUUCCGGGGACCUGGCUAUGUUCGUGUUCGACGACCCCAGUUUACUGAAUGGCGACGCGGAUCCGUCCAACCUUGUGCCCAUGGUCAAGCUUAGGUCUGGCUCUGCCCAGUUGGAUGCUUAUGUCGUGCAACGGGAACUGGAUGCCAGGAAGAACGGUCAUUUGCAAUCAAAAAAGGCUUCCUCAAUGUCCGAGCAGAACUUACUGCUGACGCAGAAGCACUGGAGUGCUCAAGGCAAAGGUCUGGGCACUAUUUCCAAGUCCCGUCACCACCACUGCUCUGAUCAAGGCUUCCAGCAUCAUCACCCGUCAUCAUCAUCCGAACCCGAACCUCUCAGCAUGCAACCCGAAAAGGAAAACGCCGUCGCAAUAGCCGCAGCCAUGCUCACCGAGGGCCUCAACAAACGCAUGAUGUUCGCCGUCGACCCAGACGACUUCAAACCCAUCACCAGCAGCAGCAGUUCGUCGAAACCCGGCGAAACCCCGGAACCCACCCGUCGGGGAUCCACGUCGUUGGACGAUGUCCUGAGUUCCCUGCUAGCGUUGCCACCGUCACCAGCAUCAGCGAAUAACAAUAAAAAUGCGGUUGAGGACAAUGAUCAUCAUCAUCAUCAUUUUGGGAGCAGCAGCGUGUUGGGGAGAUCGGGUUCUUUGCGGAGACCCACUUCGCAGCCGGACUUGGAUCAGCAGCGGAGAAGCAAGUCGCCGGUUAUUCACGAAGGUGGUGGUGCUGCUGGUGCUUACAGUUGGAGGAAGCAGGAAAAUGGGACUUUGGCAGCAACAGCGGGAACAGAGGGGACGAAUAAGGUGAAGAUGAGACACGAGAGUUUGGGGGAUCAGACGACGAGGAGCAAAAGCCCGUCUUUGCUUGAUGCAGAUCAUGACGCAAGACCAGGACGUUCUCCAGAACCCUAUUUCUUUGAGGACCUUGAGAUUAAAGUGAUGCCCAAGGAUUCAGAUGGGGUCUCAGUGCCUGGAACUCCCUCCAGAGGACAAACAAGGCCUGGUUCUCCCCAGGCAUUAAGCAAUAUCCUGAUACAAUGCAGGAACAGCAGGUGCUCCAACAGCUGCCUCAUUGAGGAAGCCCAGCAGGCCUACAAACCGUGUAGGAACUGUCAUACUUUCUACUGUUCCAGAGAGUGCAGAAGAGCUCACAGACCAAAACAUGUGAUGCAUUGUUCUCAGCUCAAGGCUUCUUCCUUACUCACUGAGCUCAUGCACCAAGUUAGAGACUUCAAAGAUGUUUACUUGCAGGUUUCCAAGGUUGCAAGACAAGGCUAUGCUUCCAGAGGAUUCGGAUGCGUGAAGCUCUUUUUCCAGACAGUUGAAGAUCUCGAAGAAUUCUUGGAGUCAAGACAGCUGGACAAGGUUACCCCGGGCUAUUUGGCUGUUCAAGACUUGUUGCCCGAGGAAAUUGGCACGGAAAACUUCCACUCGCUUGUUGAUAUGUGUCACACAUACAAUGCUGAUGCUCGAAUGGUGUUGUACGCUGCUGUUUGCAUUUGGAGCCAAGUGCCUGGUUCAGAGAAUACCAAGUUCGAGAGACUGCUGGUGGUGAAAUGUGCCAAAAUGAAACUGAGCCCGGCGCUGAACCCGAGGCAGCAGAGUCAGAAUGCGACCGGAAUGGCGUCCCGGGUUCCCAGGGUGCCAGCUAUCAAUCCUCUUCAACUGCGGCAAGAGGCUAUUAUCACCAAGGAUGUCGAGGAUCAGGAAACCCUCAUCAUAGCUUCCCAAACGUCGAAAUCGCAGAAGGAUCGAAUACUGGUCCGGGAAGUUGUGGAAAGCUCAUUGGCCGAGAAAGGAGUGGACCUGGCCACCAACUUUAGGGAUAUCGCGGCGAAACUGGACGCCUGGGUGGAUGUCGGGGCUCCUUUCGGCCAUGUCGUGUUUUACCCACAGGAUUCUUCACGGAAUACUUUCAUGUGCAUCAUCAUGCUGGAACUCGAGGAGGAGAAAUUCAAAUCCUUGCCGAGAGACAUACCAAAUAUUGAGAUCAUCACGAUCCCGGAACAUCCAUGCAACAAAACAGUGGAUAUUUAUGAGCAAGUUUCUUCUCCGCCAGUCAAGGACAGGGUCUUGGGCCAGCCAAUAACUUGCACAUAUCACUUGAACCCUUUCCCAAAGAAAAACUCAGAGUGGGCCAUAACACUGAGGUUUGAAAAAUUCAAGGUUGGAAGUUUGGUCAAUGGAACAGUCUGCUCUGGGGGAUACCUUCAGAUACUGGAUGGAAGGAACUUGACAACUGCAGUUGCCAGAGGACCUCACAGUGGAGUAGGUGGAGCAGGAGGUUACUUCUGUGGAGAAAUUGAAACUUCAAAGGAGUACACAUCUGAAAGUGAUGAGCUCUACAUAAUCUUCCAUGCAGACAAUUAUGAUGAACAGUCCUAUUUCCUCUUUGAAUCCAGGGCUGAGAAGCAGAAAGAAAUCUACAUCAGUUGCCAAUAUCACCUGGAAGCAGCAGAUGCGGGGUUUGUGCGAUUGGACAUGACAACUAGCAUAGAUUUCAUGGUGGACGGAAUGAGGUGUGAGGACAUUAUGAUCUGUCCUCCAAAACCAUUCACUGCCAAUGACUGCAACCAUGAUUACAUCAGAGUGUUUGAUGGGGAUUCACCUUCAGCACCUGUCAUUGGUACUUUUUGCGGAAUGGACAGGGUGCCAUUUUCGAUUGUUGGGUCAACAAACAGGAUGCUUGUCGAGUUCAAAACCGGAGCCAAUGCAUCUCUGCUCAACACUGGCUUCAAUUUUGAAGUUGCUCCUUUAAUCGGAUCACCGUUGAUUGGAUCAUGGGAGAUGCCUGGACGAAAAGCUGGCUUAUGUAAUUGGGUUUUCACAUCAGAGGAUUUGGAGAAAUCUGGAGAUUCUGAAGGAGUUUUCAUGUCUCUAACACACUGGCAUAAACCAGGCACGAGGUGCACUUAUAAAAUCACUGGAAGGGAGGAUGAAGUUGUGAGGAUGUACUUUCUGAGUUAUGAAGGCAGCUCCAUUGACUUCUGGGCACACUAUGACUUCUUCAACAAUUCCCACUAUGGCAACCCUGUGCAUGGGACUCUGUGUGAUGAAAUUUUCCAGGAGUCCAGAAUGGGCAAUGGGGAAUUUGGUUCUCCCAUCAAUACUUUGGUGUAUACUCAUGGACCUGAUGAUGACAGCUCAUUGAUCACUUGCACACUCAAUUUCCAGUUGGAUAUUGGCCUGCGCAAAAGAAUUGAGCUUCAGAUUGACCAACUGGCCUUUGGCAAGUCUGACCUUCCAUGUCCAGCAAGUGCCUCUGCUUGCUUGUCAGCCCCCAGGGACAAGAUCUACAUCAAUGAUGAUGCCAAUGAGAAAAUCCUUUCCUGCUUGUGUGAAGAACACACCACAGCAAAACCCCCAAUCUUCAUUUACUCAUCCGGCAGAAAACUGGAGCUGGUUUUCACAGUGAAUGAAAAGCACGCGAGGGCAAAUUAUUUCCGACUCAAUACCCCAGUGUUCCACGGCAAGUUUUCUUUUGUUCACGACUCCAAAUGUGGACCUGAAACGUAUCCACCAACUCCAGAAGGAAGAUUAAUCUUCCCCCAGUUUGCGGAUCCCCAGGAUAUCGUGCUGUCAGAUGCCCCAGACGAAGUGAGGGUCUGUGUCUGGGACAUCCGUGUGAACCCCGAAAGGAACCUCUGGCUUCACUUCAACGAGAUCAACUUGACCAUCAAUGAUUGCGAAAUCGAGGUUCUCAAAAUUGAAUUGCCGAGAAGUGAGGAAUCCCUGGCAGUUUUCUGCAGGAAUCGCACCACAGUGGACAUGCCUGUGGUUCCAGUAGAUGCACUCAAGUCGCACGGAGGAAGAGUGAAUGUAAUUUUUAAAACUCUGAUGAGAUCAAAAUCGACUUUCAGUUUGUCAUGGACUGAACUCUAUCCCUACGGGAUGGUUUCACAGAAAACUGAACAGUGAAUGAGUCCUGCAAAUAAAUCUAAUCAAACGAUUGUUACA